CUACCCUUCACCUACAUCUCUUCUCUCCCGCUCGGAUUUCGAAAAUGGCAGCCAUCCCACCCUCGCCCGUUCCACAUGGGACCCACCAACUCCGCCUCCACCGGAGACACGACCUACACGAAGAUCUUCGUCGGCGGCCUCGCAUGGGAGACCCAACGCGACACAAUGCGGCGCUACUUCGAGCAGUUCGGCGAAAUCCUCGAAGCCGUCGUUAUCACCGACAAGAACACCGGCCGAUCCAAAGGCUACGGCUUCGUGACCUUUAAAGAUCCGGAUUCGGCUAUGAGAGCCUGCCAAGACCCAUCUCCGGUGAUCGACGGCCGACGAGCCAACUGCAAUCUGGCCUCCCUCGGUGCUUCCAAUCGAACUCGGCCUCCAGCUCCUCAAUAUGCGAUGGAUCGAUUCCGGCCACAGCGGAUGCUUGCCUCUGCUUAUCGUGGUCCAUCGACUUCGUCUAUGUCAACUGCAUACUAUCAUCAUCCUGUUCCUUUUUCAGUUUACGGAUACUCUGCUGGUGCUGGUUAUUCUCAAGAGAGCAUGUACCCUAUGAACUACUUUGGAAUUGGAGCUCAACAGCAGCAGCAACAGCAGUUUGCUGCUUACUAUCCAUCAGCAGCAGCAGCAGCAGCGAAUCCAGGGGUUUUUGCUAACUAUUAUCCAUACUAUGCUCAAUACUCGCAAUCUGCUCAGGCUCACAGCGGGUUUGGGCUUCAUUACCCUCAAAUGCUCCAAUAUCCUUACUUGCCUCAACAAUUUGGGUCGGGUUCUUCAACCCCGAUCCUCUCUUUGCCCGCAUCCAAUGCUGCUCAGUUUGCAGGGUCUCAGCCAGCGCCCAGUACAGCUACAGAUCGCAGCAAUACAUCUAGUUGAAUGAAUGGUUAGGGAUCUGGGUAUUAGAAAUUCAUGCAUUUUUUCAGCAAUCUAGCUAGUUACUAACGUUGGUCAUAAAAUCAGGGGGGGGAACUGACAUUUUUCUGUGAAGGGAAAGGAAAAUAUUGGGAUUUCCUCCUCCUUUGAUUUUCUCUCUUCGAUAUUAAAGAGAGAUCGAUUCAUUGAAAUCUCCAUAGAACAAGCAUCUUGCUUGCUUCACUAAUUACUCCAUUGUUGCAUUGCUUCUCAGUGAUCUCUGCUGUUCAUCCAAGUAUCAUUGGGAGUUUACAUCUUCAUAGAUUCAUGCAUUAACAUGAGAAAACGGUUAGCGAGAAGAUUUUAUGUCUCGAUGCCGAUGAAUUCACCGAAGAAAAGCGGGAGGAGCCGCAGGGGAUGGUUUUCUCUUCUGCCGAUUUAACUUGUAAUAAUCAAUUUAAUUCUUCUAAAUUGUUUGUAAUUCUUGACAGCUUAUUAUCAUUAUUAUUGUUAUUAUUAAUUGAAUGUCCAAUGUGGUAGUUAGAAAAAA
Molecule: messenger RNA, 1396 nt
Organism: Asparagus officinalis (garden asparagus)
Lineage: Eukaryota; Viridiplantae; Streptophyta; Magnoliopsida; Asparagales; Asparagaceae
Product: RNA-binding protein 24
Exons: 6
Coding region: 76-870 (264 amino acids)
Molecular function (GO): RNA binding
Source: RefSeq, a predicted model, not a curated record